Molecule: messenger RNA, 4398 nt
Organism: Liolophura sinensis
Lineage: Eukaryota; Metazoa; Mollusca; Polyplacophora; Chitonida; Chitonidae
Exons: 4
Coding region: 237-1028 (263 amino acids)
Source: RefSeq, a predicted model, not a curated record
GCAAUUCGGGUCACGUGAUGUGACGCAUUGCGAUCACUGUGGCUUAUAUAGGCAAACUAUUAUGACUUAUACUUACCGUGGUCGUGUCCUUUCUGUACAUUGUCAUUUCCGAGAAGUGGCUGAAACGACGAUGAGCUAAAUCCGUGAGUAAUGUUCUGGGGCUACUUGGACUUGCUUAUCCACUAGAUGAAGGGUUAUCAACAUGAGUUAAUGGAUUGUCCCUAAGUGCACGGAAGAUGGAUAAUAAUACAACUGAGGCUAAUACUACUGCUGCGGCCGACGACAGCACCACCAUCGCUGAUGUUACCAGUCAAUUGCCCAUCAGCACCAGUACACUUAACUCGACACCUGUCUCAACAGAACCCAACAGCCCGUUGUUAAUUGCCUGUACGGUCAGUGGAUCAGUUGCCCUGGUAAUCAUUAUCCUUGCAGUCUGCCUUUGCUACAGGAGGUAUCGACGGAAGGGUUCACGACCUAGAUUACCAUUGCCAAGUUUGGAAGUCUGCGACACCCGGCAUUCUCUGCACGACGAUGGAACCAGAUCUAAUGCUAGCAAUGAAGAAAGACUCUUCGGCCAUGGACGCUACGGUGGGAAUACUCAGUCUGGUGAUGCAGACGCUCAGUUGUAUGAGAAUACCACCCAACGAAAGAAGAAUUCUCCCACUCCCCCCACCCCGUGCCUCACUCCUCACUACUACAAUGUCAGAAACAACGGUCGCAAAAAGCCAACCAUUAAACCAAAGCCUCGUCUCAUUUUAGGGCCUUCUAAGAACGGAGGUUUUGCCAAGAAAGCUCAACCGAUUGGCCAGAUGUCACCAGGACAGCCAUCUUACAUAGACAUUUUGCCAGACAGUGACAGCGGUGAGUUUGGUCAGGCUUACAGCUAUGUGCCCACCCAGUGGCCACCAGGGGGCAAUACACCUAGACCUGCGCCACCCACGAGGCAAACAAGUGAAUGUUCCAUGAACUACUAUAACAUGCCGACCGAUUCCUCAUAUCAAAACGUGGAGACGAAAUUCCAAUCGUGAAAAAAAAAAUGUUCCAAAAUUCCAUUUGUUCAUCGUUCAAUUUAGACUAUUCAUAUACUUUGUGGAAAAUGUCGCGUGGAAAGGGCUAUGAAAUGAACUGCAAAGUGAAAUGCCCAUUAAGGAGCACUAUUGGCGUUUGUGCGCCAGACAGACCACGUGAAUCGGAAAUUCUCGUUUACAGUGCAGAUCUCGCGUGAUAAUGUGUGAAAAGCUAAGCCAGCACCUAACACCAUAUGCCUGGAAAAUGCAUGGUCAGUAGGACAAUUGGGAUGGUCGCUCCACAUUUCCCGAAUAAGUCGGUUCUAAGUGGUGAAAACAAACAUCAUUCUAUGAUAUUACGUCGCAGUGCUUGUGAACUACGUAUGUGCUUUAUGAGGAACCUAUACAGAAACAGUGAAAAGAGCAAUAGUCUACCACCUAGACGGGCUUUCAGGCGGGCUUUUGGUACCCAGUCAUGUUUAUGUUGGAUUCGCUGUUCUGAAAUACAUCGUAAGAGAUCAACUUGCCACAAGGGAUCGCACACUGGUACCGUAUCCAUCGGCUCCAGGAAUUUUCAGAUCCGAGGUUUGGUGAGGUUCUCGUUGAUAGGAACAUUGUGAGAAUGUUAUCUGGUUUUGGUUGAUCUUGGAACCUGGUGACAAAGGGAUCUCUGGUGAAUUUACAUUGUGUCAAAUCUGAACGUGGAUCAUUGUGUAAAUAUCCACUGUCAAACUAAACUGUGCUCAAAGUUUUCAAGUUUGUGAGAUUAUUUGUGCUUAUAAUUUUACAAAUCCAUAUGGAUCCUGAUCAAAACGUAUCCAAAGUCCAAUCAGUGUGAGACCAAAUUGUGUUCUACUUAUACUAUUCCACUAUGACGUCAGAUGAAUCUGUGGUUAUAGAACAUCUACAGGAUGUAGGAUAAAACUGUGCUCCAUUAUGAAAUAUUCACAACGAGUUGGUUGAAAGUGGGAUAAUUGUGAAAUGCUUAUAGAGAGUCGAAUGAAACUGUGCUUAGUUGUGAAGUGCCUACAUGGAGUAGGAUGAAUCUGUGCUCUUUUAUGAAAUACCCACAGGGAGUAGGAUGAAACUGUAAUCAAUCGUGAAAUACUAACAGAGAGAAGGAUGAAACUGUGUUCAAUCGUGAAAAACUAACAGGGAGUAUGAUGAAACUGUGCUCAGUCGUGAAAUGCUAACAGAGAGCAGGAUGAAACUGUGCUAAAUUGUGAAAUACUCACAGAGAGUAGGAUGAAACUGUGCCAAAUUGGGAAAUACCCACAAGGAGUAGAAUGAAAUUGUGCUCAGUUGUGAAAUAUCCACAGGGAGUAGGAUGAAACUGUGCUCAAUCGUGAAAUACUAACAGAGAGUAGGAUGAAACUGUGCUAAAUUGUGAAAUACUCACAGAGAGUAGAAUGAAUCUGUGCUCAGCUGUGAAAUACCCACAGAGAGUAGGAUGAAACUCAGUUGUGAAAUACACACAGGGAGUAGGAUGAAACUGUGCUAAAUUGUGAAAUACCCACAGGGAGUAGGAUGACACUGUGCUCAGUUGUGAAAUACACACAGGGAGUAGGAUGAAUCUGUGCUCAGCUGUGAAAUACCCACAGAGAGUAGGAUGAAACUCAGUUGUGAAAUACACACAGGGAGUAGGAUGAAACUGUGCUAAAUUGUGAAAUACCCACAGAGAGUAGGAUGAAACUGUGCUCAGUUGUGAAAUACACACAGGGAGUAGGAUGAAUCUGUGCUCAGCUGUGAAAUACCCACAGAGAGUAGGAUGAAACUCAGUUGUGAAAUACACACAGGGAGUAGGAUGAAACUGUGCUAAAUUGUGAAAUACCCACAGAGAGUAGGAUGAAACUGUGCUCAGUUGUGAAAUACACACAGGGAGUAGGAUGAAUCUGUGCUCAGCUGUGAAAUACCCACAGAACUGUACUCAUGUGUUAAAUACCCAUAAGGAGUAGGAUGAAUCUGUGAUCACUUGGAAAAAAAUCGCCAAGAAAUCGAAUUAAACUGUGUUCAGUUGUGAAAUACCCACAAAGAGUAGGAUGAAACUCAAUUGUGAAAUACCCACAGGGAGUAGAAUGAAACUGUGCUCAAUGGUGAAAUACACACAGAUCUGUGCUCAGUUGUGAAAUAUCCACAAGGUGUAGGAUGAAACUGUUCUUAUAAUCCACGUGGAGUCGGAUCAAAAGGAGUUUAACGUGUAUGUUUACUGUGUUCAAUUAAGUCUGAAACUGGCAAUGGCCCUAAAUCAAUUUAUGUCCUUUAUAACAAAUGUGUAAGGACAGUUUCAAAGCAAAAGAAAACAAAACAAUAAACUGAACUUCCUCGGCAAACCCUCUGAAAAUUAUAUAAAAAGAUACUUUUACUUUUUUUUAGAAUUUUCUUUAACGUGAAUUAAGUGCUGCCAAAUGUUUAAAUUCUAAGGCGGGAUUCAUGGAUCUAUUCGUUCACUGGUCUUUAAAACGCGUUUUUGGUAUCAUACGUUUUGUUUUCAACAACACAGUUUUGGCGUAAAGGGUUUUGGUAUAACACAUUUUUGACAUAACACGUUAAUGUGCACGAGUACACAUUAUACUACUAAACUUCGCUAGAAUGCUUUUAACGGUGAAAAUAAAAAUUAAAAAAGCUGGCAUUACUGGCAUCCAAGACGUAUUUUUGUCGUAUUUUUUGUUCCCUUUCGCCUUACAUUCAGAAAGCAUUACAUUUCACAGGAGACUGAGCGCUUCAAUAGGCAUAAUGUCACUACAUAGUAAUUAGAUUCGCUCGGCCUAACUUCAGCAUUGUGGAACCAUGUCCAGAUCAAAACCUCGAUUUGCGUGGAUUUCGUAACCAGUCUGACGUGUAUUUCAUUAUCAUGCUCUGCCAGACCCCUCUUCACAAGAUGAUGUCAGUUCUUAGAUUCUUAAUUCGUUAGGUGACAACUGAUGUGUUUCGAAUGAACUCAAAUGCUUCAAUCAGUCAAGGGAGCUAACUGUACCUGUGAUUGUGCUUGUUACUACAAGCUUCUGUGAAGUUCGUUGGCGUUUAUGGUGGGAUGGACAAGGCCGGUUUGUGUGUGUCUUACAUUCUCAAAUAUAUACUUAUGUAGCUUUGAUUACGAACAGAAAUACGUCUGAAGUGAAAAGACGAAACUGUACACAGGCGCCAAAGAUCAUGGGCAUAUGAACAUUGGUACGGAGAUGACGUCUAAAAAACAAUAAAGAAGUUAACUUUUAUUACAGAUACCAUUUAUUAAUUGAUACCAUUGAUGGCGGACGACAAUGAUGUUGUUAUUUUUGUAUAAUUAUUAUUGUAAUUACUAAUAUUUUUAUUUUUAUUACUUGGUUUUACUUUUAUUUACUGUCGUUGUACAAAAAUGUUUUCUGUAUUUACUACAGAAUAGCCGGAAACUGCA